Molecule: messenger RNA, 1539 nt
Organism: Pediculus humanus corporis (human body louse)
Lineage: Eukaryota; Metazoa; Arthropoda; Insecta; Psocodea; Pediculidae
Product: minifly protein, putative
Exons: 9
Coding region: 1-1539 (512 amino acids)
Biological process (GO): mRNA pseudouridine synthesis; box H/ACA sno(s)RNA 3'-end processing; rRNA pseudouridine synthesis
Cellular component (GO): box H/ACA snoRNP complex
Molecular function (GO): RNA binding; pseudouridine synthase activity
Source: RefSeq, a predicted model, not a curated record
AUGAGUUCUGAAGGUUCAGCUAAAAAAGUUAAAAUCAAAAAAGAAAAAUAUUUUGUGGGCGAGUUACAACAGAAGGGUGAUUUUGCUGUAGAACCUUCUCAAGCAGUUGUUAAACUUGAAACUUCAGACUGGCCUUUGUUGUUGAAAAAUUUUGAUAAGUUAAAUGUCCGCUCUAACCAUUUCACUCCAUUACCGUUUGGGUGUUCGCCUUUAAAAAGGGAACUAAAAGAUUAUAUAAGUGGCGGUUAUAUCAAUUUAGAUAAGCCAGCUAAUCCCAGUUCCCAUGAAAUUGUGGCAUGGAUCAAAAGGAUUUUGAAGGUUGAAAAAACUGGUCAUUCAGGAACCCUUGAUCCUAAAACAACAGGAUGCUUGAUUGUUUGCAUUGAAAGGGCUACAAGAUUAGCCAAAUCUCAGCAAACAGCGGGAAAAGAAUAUGUAUGCAUUUUUAAAUUACAUUCUUCAGUUGAUAGCGUUGACUCAGUUAGAAGAGCUCUUGAAAAGUUAAGAGGACCUUUAUUUCAAAGACCGCCAUUAAUUUCUGCUGUUAAAAGACAGUUAAGGGUUAGAAAUAUCUAUGAUAGUAAAUUAAUAGAGUAUGAUAUGGAAAAAAAUCAGGGGAUUUUUUGGGUUAAAUGUGAAGCAGGUACCUAUGUAAGAACAAUGUGUGUUCAUUUAGGACUUCUAUUAGGGGUUGGUGGUCAAAUGAUAGAAUUAAGAAGAAAUCGCUCAGGUAUUCAAAGUGAAAGUGAUGGUUUGGUAACUAUGCAUGAUGUAUUGGAUGCUCAAUGGGUUUAUGACAAUUAUAAAGAUGAAUCUUAUUUGAGAAGGGUAAUAAAACCAUUGGAAGGUUUACUUGUUCAACAUAAAAGAAUUAUAAUGAAAGACAGUUCUGUGAGUGCUAUAUGUUAUGGUGCCAAAAUAACACUGCCAGGUGUACUAAGAUAUGAAGACGGGAUUGAACUUGGAGAAGAAAUAGUUAUUGUAACCACAAAGGGGGAAGCUAUUUGCAUAGCCAAUGCUUUGAUGACCACAGCAACUAUUGCUAGCUGCGAUCAUGGGGUAGUGGCUAAAAUCAAAAGAGUUAUUAUGGAAAGAGACCUUUACCCAAGAAGGUGGGGUCUGGGGCCUAAGGCAUCCAUGAAAAAAAAUAUGAUAAAACAAGGACUUUUGGAUAAAUAUGGUAAACCGAAUGAAAAAACCCCUAGUGAUUGGCUCACAUCUUAUGUUGAUUACAAUACUUCAGUUAAAAAAGAACCUGAAUCAGAACCUUCACUACCUACUAAAAAGAGAAAGUUAAGCGAUUCCAGUCAAAUGGAUACAAGCGUGGAUCAAUCGCAAAUAACUUCCGAGUCAACAAAAAAAGAUAAGAAAAAGAAGAAAAAGAGAAAAAAGGAUGAUGAAGAAGCCGAAGAACAGGAAGCAAAUGAAUCAAGUUCAGAGGCAGUAAAGGAGAAAAAGAAGAAGAAGAAGAAAAAUAAAGACAAAGACAAAGACAGAGAAGCAAAAGAUGAAGAAACCGAAAUUAAAUGGUACGAGUAA